GCGUUCACAUUUGUUGUUGUUGCGCCGGAGCUCGGACGUGUAUUUGUUUAAAUGCGGGUGUGCUGCGUCAAAACGAAAUAUAAUUUUAUUCCAGUCCAACUUAUUAAUAUAUAUAGUUGUUAACUGUUCAUCAGUCAAUUGUGUUGUCGAAGAACUCAGUUGAGUGGACCGAAUAUUCCGUCGUGCAACGAAAUAAAUAUACAACAAAAAUAAAAGAAGAAAUUAAAUAAUAUCAAAGUGCAUUUGCUGGCCAAUACAAUGCAUAGUAUUUAAUGCCUAUGUAAAUAAAAGUGCAACGCCAGUAUCUGCGACAGUUUACCUUUCCAACAAACAUACACAUACACACACACACGCGCUUACGCACUAGUAACAGGGCUGUUGGGUGAACACAAAGCACAGGUCUGUCGCACAGGACAAACUACCAAGAAGCCAACAACAACAACAGGCGUACAAUAGUUCCGUUUUCCUUUUAUUUUGGUCCUUUUUUUUUCUUUAUUUGUUUGUUUGUUACGUUUUGCACGUGAGUGCGAGUGAGUGCGUGUGUAGCGUGUAUCGGUGCGAAAGAGUGCAAGAACUUUCGCCCAAUUAAAAUGGCUCCAGCUCUGAGCAAAUUGGCGCAGAACCAAAGCGCAAUUGUUGGUGUGGCUGGCAUGACGGCAGCUCUAUGGAUAAUCGCAUAUGGCAAAAUAUCCAAUAACAAGAGGAAAUCGGCCUAUGAGGAAAAAAUUCAGUAUACCAUAUCGGAGAAGAAGGACAAAAAAUCGAGCAAGGCACAUGUGAAUUCAGUAUUCUUCAAACAGUUGAGACAGCUGCUGCCCAUACUCAUACCCAGAUUCUGGAGCAUUGAGACGGGUCUGUUGCUAUUGAUCGCCGGCUCCCUGAUUGGUCGCUCCGUCAGCGACAUUUGGAUGAUACAGAAUGCGACCGUUGUGGAGAGCACCAUAAUACAUAUGAAUCGGGCCAAAUUCAAGACGGCUCUACUGAAAUAUCUAGCCGCGCUACCAGCGAUCUCUGUGGUUACGAAUGUGCUGAAAUGGAGUCUGGGCGAGCUGAAGCUGCGUUUUCGCACAAAUCUAACCCAUCAUUUGUACAGCCAGUACCUCAACGGCUAUACGUACUACAAAAUGUCGAAUUUGGAUAACCGAAUAGCGAAUGCCGAUCAGCUGCUGACCACUGACAUCGACAAGUUCUGUGAGAGUGCCACAGAUCUGUAUUCGAACAUCAGCAAACCGGUGCUGGAUAUCUUCAUCUAUGUGUACAGGCUGACCGUAAACCUGGGCGGAAAGACACCGUCCAUACUGAUGCUGUAUCUGUUGUUUGCUGGCGUAUUCCUCACACGCUUGCGUCGUCCGACGGGCCGUCUGACCGUCGAGGAGCAGAAGCUGGAGGGUGAAUUCCGUUAUGUGAACAGCAGGCUGAUCACUAACUCCGAGGAGGUCGCCUUCUACCAGGGCAAUGUCCGCGAGAAGCUGACGCUGCUCGCCAGCUACUCGAAGCUGCGAUCGCAUCUGCGCAAGUUCCUCGAGUUCCGUGUCAGUAUGGGCAUCAUCGACAACAUCAUUGGCAAAUACUUUGCUUCGAUUGUGGGCUUCUAUGCCGUGUCCCUGCCCUUCUUCUCGGAGAACCAUCCGCUGCUGUCCGGGGAGAAUAGCGGACAGCGCUUGCAGGCCUAUUACACAUACGGCCGGAUGCUGGUCAAGCUGGCCGAGGCCAUUGGCCGGCUGGUGUUGGCGGGCCGUGAGAUGUCCCGCUUGGCCGGCUUUACCGCCCGCAUGACCGAACUGAUCAAGGUGCUGAGCGAUCUCAACAAGGGCACCUACGAGCGCACCAUGGUCAAUGGCAACAGCAUCACGCAGAACGGCGGCCCCAAUGCCACCGCCAGCAGCUUUGGCCCCAACAAGGGCAUCAUGUGCUUCGAGGACAACAUCAUACGAUUCGAGCAGGUGCCCCUGGUCACGCCCAAUGGCGAUAUUCUGCUAAAGGAGCUCACCUUUGAAGUGAAAUCUGGCACCAAUGUCCUCGUCUGCGGACCCAAUGGCUGUGGCAAGUCUUCGCUCUUCCGCAUUCUCGGCGAGCUCUGGCCCACGUGGGGUGGCAAGGUUACCAAGCCCUCGCGCGGCAAACUCUUCUACAUUCCCCAGCGUCCGUACAUGACAUUGGGCAGCUUGCGUGAUCAGAUCAUCUAUCCCCAUACACGCGACGAUAUGCGUCGUCUGGGCAAAUCGGAUGAGGAUCUGUUGCACUUCCUGGACAUUGUGCAGCUAACGUAUCUGGAGCAGCGUGAGAACGGACUCGAUGCGAUCGAGGACUGGAUCGAUGUGCUCUCUGGUGGCGAGAAGCAGCGCAUUGCCAUGGCCCGUCUCUUCUACCACAAGCCGCAGUUCGCCAUAUUGGACGAGUGCACCAGCGCCGUGUCCGUCGAUGUCGAGGGCAAGAUGUACAGCUAUUGUCGUGAGGUGGGCAUUACGCUCUUCACUGUGUCGCAUCGUAAAUCCCUCUGGGUGCAUCACGAUUACUAUUUGCAAUUCGAUGGGCGUGGCAGCUAUGAGUUUAAUACCAUCGAUCAGGACAAGGAGCACUUUGGCUCCUAAGCGAAUGUGUCUUUGGCAUUGGAUUGACAGUCAUUGACAAAGAGUGCAAGGAGGGGCCAAGGGUGGGGGGUGGUCAAGUAGUCAACA
Messenger RNA from Drosophila navojoa, 2678 nucleotides. It is a transcript of the gene Abcd3, whose product is annotated as ATP binding cassette subfamily D member Pmp70. Gene Ontology annotation, biological process: fatty acid beta-oxidation; long-chain fatty acid import into peroxisome; peroxisome organization. Gene Ontology annotation, molecular function: ATP binding; ABC-type transporter activity; long-chain fatty acid transmembrane transporter activity. The record is from RefSeq and is a predicted model, not a curated record. Gene Ontology annotation, cellular component: peroxisomal membrane. Lineage: Eukaryota; Metazoa; Arthropoda; Insecta; Diptera; Drosophilidae.